This is a messenger RNA of Cotesia glomerata, 1110 nucleotides long. It is a transcript of the gene AQP, whose product is annotated as aquaporin-11. Gene Ontology annotation, cellular component: cytoplasm. The record is from RefSeq and is a predicted model, not a curated record. Bases 208 to 999 code for a protein of 263 amino acids. The transcript has 5 exons. Gene Ontology annotation, molecular function: channel activity. Lineage: Eukaryota; Metazoa; Arthropoda; Insecta; Hymenoptera; Braconidae.
UGUUGAAUAGCCACUCAGCAUCAUACAUACCAGCGGAAAUAUUAAAAUAUUGUAACUUUAUUUCAAGAACAUGCUCAGUAUUUGAUAGUUUGUCACCAGUUUAACUGCAAAUAUAAUUGUAAAUUUAAAAAAAACUUUAGACAGUUGACCGAAAGUUGGAGAGAGGAACGCAGUCGGAAAUAAUAACAAGCGUCAAGUGAAAGAGUUAUGGGAGCGUCACUUAUUGCCUUGUUCGUUUCAACAGUCUACAUUGUCCUCACAAGUUGGUUGGCAUUUUGGGCGAGGAAAUAUGCUAAGUUUUAUACACAAAGGCCCUUUUUACGAGCGCUCUUCCUCGAAGGAAUAGCCACUGCGGAACUAUGCGGAGCGUGCUUUGAACUUAUUAUAAUCGCUGACAAUUGGGGAGUCUCGAUGUAUGCCAUUUAUUUAUUUGUGUUGACGAUCUGGUGGUCAAAGGUCUGGGAAGACGCGACCGCUUGUCCUUACACGCACCUAGAAGAGCUUGUCGAGGGUAAAAAAUCUCUACGAGACGCUUUUCUAUUAAUUUGGGCCGAGCUUGUCGGCGGUCUGGCUAUCUUCAGAUAUAUUCAAUUACUUUGGGCUCUGGAGAUCGUUUCCACUCACAAGAACCGAGCGUUUGAUGAUUGCUCCACUGAUUUACAAGUACCGGUCAUUUUUGGAGCUAUCGUCGAAUGUGUUGCGACAUGUAUUUGCCGUGUCGUUUCCCGGGGUCUCAGUGAAUUAGAUUCUAAGCUUGGUACUGUAAUUGAUGCAUUUGUUGGCACAACUCUCGUCGUCGCAGCCUUCAACUACUCUGGAGGUUACUUUAAUCCAGCAUUAGCAACCUCAUUAAAGUACGGCUGUCUAGGAACCACGUUCAUGGAACACGUGAUUGUUUACUGGGUCGGAGCUUGCGCUGGUUCUAUAUUAUCUAUCCGAGUUUACCAGUAUCCAGCCAUCCAAAGUUUCGUUCAAAAGCACAAACUCAAGUCCCACUGAGCCUGAAGAAAUAAAAAAAUGAAUUACAUUAAUUUAAAAACUAGUUUUAAGUAUUUCAAUUUGUAAAUAAGGGCUUCCAUCCAGACAAUAAAAAAUAUUUUAUUACUAAAA